Insectozyma verbasci is the source of this 1683-nucleotide messenger RNA. NCBI's taxonomy places the organism in Eukaryota, Fungi, Ascomycota, Pichiomycetes, Serinales, Debaryomycetaceae. The record is from the annotation of a GenBank genome assembly.
AUGGCUUCAGAAGAUCAAUUUACUUCAAUUCAAUGGGAUAGAGAUGAAAUAGAUCAGAAAAAAGAUCUUAAUGAUAAUGAUGAUAAUGAAGACUUACUAAUUAAUUUCCCAAUUGAGGAGGAACAAGAAUCUUUAAAUGAACCAAAUGAGUCAAAUUUAAAAGAUAAUGAUAACGAACAUGAUGAUAAUCAACCAGCUUCAAACGAAAGUAAUGAUGAUCCAAGUAAUUCUUUAAUAAUCUCAAGUGAAUCUCAACCACCAAAAGCUCAAUCACCAGAACCUCAACCACCAAAACCUCAACUACCAAAACCCCAACCCCAACCAACUGUUCAACCCACAACAACAGAAGAAUCAGAUUUAAUUUAUUCAAUAGAUACAUCAUUUUUUGACAAGUAUGCAAUUAAAUCAUCUGUAACUCAUCCAAAUAGAGAUUUAGAUACAAAUUCCAAACCAUUUAUUUCGUAUUUAAUAACAACCACCACUAAUCAUCCCGAGCUUUUAAAAUUAUCUAAAGAAAAAAAAUUAAAAGAUGAUUAUUUAACAAUUACAGUACGUAGAAGAUAUGGAGAUUUUAGAUAUUUAUAUGAAAGUUUAAAUAAUGAUUUCCCCACGGUACUAAUUCCACCUUUGCCAUCUAAAUCAAAUUUUAAAUAUUUGACUGGUGAUACGUUUAGUAUUGAUUUUGUAAAUAAAAGAUUACAUUCAUUAGAUCGUUUCAUUAGAUUUAUAACACAACAUAGAAUAUUAUCACAACUGUCAAUUUUCCAUUUAUUUCUUAGUGAUUCAAAUGAUUGGUCUACUUUUACAACAUCACUUAAAAUUAAAGAUAUUAAUGAAAGUGAAUCUGGAGGGAUAAUAAAUAAAGUUGUAAAUGAAGAAAUUACUGAUACUGUUAUGAAUUUUUUAACAUCAUCAAAGCAUAAAAAAGAGACAAAUAAGGAUAUAUUGGAGAUUAAUGAUAAAUUAAAAAAGUUGUACGAAAAUUUACUUAAGUUGAAUAAUUUAUUUACAAAAUCAAACAAGAAACACCUUGAAUUAAGUCAUGAUUAUGAGCUAUUUUCUCAGCAAAUACUUAAAUUGUCAAAUAUUAAAAAUGAUGAUAGUGAAAUUUUGAAUAACUUUAAAUUCUUCUCAGAAUCAUUAGACUUUUUUGCAAAGAGUUGGAAUCAAUUAUAUAAACAUAUGGAUGAAUCGUUUUUAGUUUCAUUAAAAGACUGCUCAAGGUAUAUAAUACAAUUGAAAAAUUUAAUUGAAUUACUUCAAAAUAAAAAUAUUGAUUUAAAAGUGUUACAAGAUUAUCUAAAAAAGGCUAGAAAUGAAUUAAACGCCAUUGGAAAACCACAAUCUACAAAUAGUCUGGGUAUAAAUAGAUUAAUCCAUGAUACAAUAUCCACAUCAGCUACUCCAACCAUUGGUUCUCAACAAACAGAUAAUAAAAUCAACAAAUUAGAAAAUAAAGUUAAAUCAAUUGAAAAUGAAAUUGAAAAACAAAUCAAAUUAGUUGGUGAUUUAACAAAUCAAAUUAUAAAUCAAGAAUUUCCAAAUUUUAAAAGAUUCACCGAUCAAGAAUUAAAAAACUCAAUGAUUAACUUGGCAGAUGAAAAUAUUAAAUUUUAUAAAAAUUUAAUUGAAAAAUUUGAUGAAACAGAAAUCAAACUAAAAGAAAGAUUAGAUCGAUUAUAA